AUACGCGUCAAGUACAUAUUUUGCAUUACAAUGUUUUCAAAAAAUAUUUUACUUCUUUUGUGUGUCGUGUGUUGUAAAUGUAGUACCACGGGUCAUGGAAAAAUGCCAGCAGGCAUAGCGAACUUUGCUACUAGUGUGCGGAUAACGGAUGAAGGUUCUUCGAGUUCGGUGAAUACAAUUCUGAAUGACAUCACAGACGAGCAAUUGAAAACUGCAUUUAUCAAGUACGAUCUCAAAAUGAGUUCAAUCUCCCCAGAGCAAUUACAGAAACUAAUUUUCACUCAGUUCUACGGAUUCAUCACCAUUCGCCAUGCAAAGUUAUAUACAAAGUUACUUUUUACAAAGAAUAACAAUAAAAUAGAUUUGAAUCUGUUGAUAAAAAUGAAACCGAUAAUUUUUUUUUUGACAAAGCAAGAUAAUGUAGUGGAUAUUAAACACAUUAAUGUCACUUUUACGAGUGUAUCAUUCGUGGAAGACAUAAAGACAACUCCAGAUGCUAAUAUAUUGUUCUUAAACGAUAAUGAAAUUUCAGAAAUAAUACAUCUUAAUGGUCAAAAAAGAAAUUCUCUAAUUAAAUGGACAAAUUCAUUGGAAAUAGGAAAUAUGGUGGGGAAUUCGGUGUUGAUGGUUAGUAUAUACAUGGGAUUUUGUGAUAUUGAAAAAAACCGAGAUGGCGCUAUAGUCGUUAAUACUCUGGUUAAUGCAUGGAUCCGCGGCAAAGCUAAGAAACCGGCCAAUGAAGACCUUAAAACAAUAAUCAUGGAUAUUAUCAUGGCUGGGGAUUUAAACCACGACGGUUUAAUUGAUUUUUAUGAAUAUAUGGUAAUGAUGUGUAAAGAUUAUAGGAGGAUUCUCUUCGAUGAGUGAUGUCAUCUCAUAACUAAACUCUACUCUCGAUUCCAGAGAAUCUUAAAUCAUUGAAAACUAUAACAGUUUUACAGAAUACUAAUAAUUUAUAUUACAAAUUUUUCCUCAAAAUAAUAUUAAUGAAUACACUUAAAUAGGGAUAAACGGUUG
This is a messenger RNA of Adelges cooleyi (spruce gall adelgid), 1017 nucleotides long. RefSeq lists its product as uncharacterized. Gene Ontology annotation, molecular function: calcium ion binding. The transcript is spliced from 9 exons. Bases 31 to 867 code for a protein of 278 amino acids. The record is from RefSeq and is a predicted model, not a curated record. NCBI's taxonomy places the organism in Eukaryota, Metazoa, Arthropoda, Insecta, Hemiptera, Adelgidae.